This is a messenger RNA of Lathyrus sativus (Indian pea), 4371 nucleotides long. NCBI's taxonomy places the organism in Eukaryota, Viridiplantae, Streptophyta, Magnoliopsida, Fabales, Fabaceae. The record is from the annotation of a GenBank genome assembly.
AUGGCUUCCUUUUCCAACUCCAUAGGUGAAAUUUCAUGGAUUUGUCUCAGCAGUUUUGAUUUCAGUUCUUUAUGCUUUCAAAGGAGUGCAAUAGACACAAUCAACAUACUCUUUCUCUCUGUCUACUUCACAUCUUUGCUUAUCACUUUCAUCACAAAAAGUUCCACAAAUGAAAGCCAUAGAAAAUGCUGGAUUUUCCUUAUUGCUUCAAUCUGUUGUGCUAUUAUUAGCAUUGCAUUUUUCACUAUUGGAUUGUGGAGUAUCGUAGCUAAAUCCGAGCAAGAAUGGUUAGCUUGUUUUAUCAGAGGAAUCAUUUGGAUUUCUCUGAGUGUUUCUUUGAUUGUUCAGAGAGUCAAAUGGAUAAGAAUAUUGAACUCUAUAUGGUGGUUAUGUUCUUGUUUAAUGGUCUCAUCUCUCAACAUUGAAAUUCUAUUCCGAAAUCGUGUAAUUGAGACUUUUGAUAUUGGACUGUGGCUUGUACAUUUUAUUCUUCUAUAUUGUGCCGUUCAAAAUGUUGGUUAUUUGGAUACUCGUAGUGUCGAAGAAGGUUUAUCUGAGCCAUUGCUUGAUGAAAAUCUUGAAACUAAACAAACUGGACUUGGUCAUGCUAGUUUUCUAAGCAAGUUGGUUUUCUGUUGGAUGAAUUCUUUACUUAGUUUAGGUUACUCAAAGCCGGUAGAUCUUGAAGAAAUCCCUUCCCUUGUUUCUGAAGAUGAAGCAAACAUGGCCUAUCAAAAUUUUGUCCGUGCCUGGGAAUCACUUGUAAGAGAGAGAGGAAAGAAUAAUACUAAGAGUUUGGUUCUUUGGUCUAUUGUUAGAAUUUACUUUGGAGAAAACAUAUUAAUAGGUUUUUAUGGAUUAAUCAGAACUGUUUGUGUAGCUGUUUCACCUCUAAUACUCUAUGCUUUUGUUAGCUACUCGAAUAGAUCUGAGCAAGAUCUUAGACGAGGUCUAUCGAUUGUCGGUUUUUUGAUUGUCGUCAAAGUGUUUGAGUCUUUGUCUCAAAGACAUUGGUUUUUUAACUCAAGGAGGUCAGGGUUGAAAAUGAGAUCAGCUCUGAUGGUAGCGGUUUAUCAAAAGCAGUUAAAGCUUUCUAGCUCGGCAAGGACGCGGCACUCGGCUGGAGAGAUUGUGAAUUACAUUGCUGUUGAUGCGUAUAGAAUGGGAGAAUUUCCAUGGUGGUUUCAUAUGACAUGGACUUCUGCGUUGCAACUUGUUCUUUCCGUUGGUGUUCUUUAUGGUGUUGUUGGUAUUGGUGCUCUUCCUGGGUUGGUCCCUCUUAUUAUAUGUGGAUUUCUUAAUGUACCGUUUGCAAGAAUCCUACAAAAUUGCCAGUCACGGUUUAUGAUUGCACAGGACGAGCGUCUUCGAUCGACUUCAGAGAUUCUAAAUAGUAUGAAGAUCAUUAAGUUACAAUCAUGGGAAGAAAAAUUCAAGAAUUUACUCCAGUCACUGCGCGAGAAAGAGUUUGUAUGGUUGUCUAAGACGCAGAUUUUGAAAGCUACUAGUUCAUUUCUUUAUUGGCUGUCUCCUACUGUUAUUUCUGCUGUUGUUUUUAUUGGAUGUGCUGUUACCAAGAGUGCACCAUUGAAUGCUGAAACUAUUUUCACCAUUCUUGCAACAUUGAGGAACAUGUCAGAGCCUGUUAGAAUGGUCCCAGAGGCUCUAUCCAUUAUGAUUCAAGUUAAGGUUUCCUUCGAUCGUCUUAAUAGCUUUUUGCUCGAUGAAGAACUAAACAAUGAUGAUAGUGAAAGAAAAUUCAAGGAAUGUUCUGUUAAUGCCGUAGAAAUACAAGAUGGCAACUUCAUUUGGGAUCAUGAAUCUGUGUCUACGACUUUAUCAGAUGUGAAUUUAGAAAUCAAAUGGAGACAUAAAAUUGCAGUUUGUGGACCAGUUGGAGCUGGAAAAUCAUCACUUUUGUAUGCAAUACUUGGAGAGAUUCCUAAGAUAUCAGGAUCUGUUAAUGUAGGUGGCACUUUUGCCUAUGUUUCCCAAUCUUCAUGGAUACAGAGUGGAACAGUUCAAGAUAAUAUACUCUUUGGCAAGCCAAUGGACAGAGCAAGAUAUGAGAAAGCAAUUAAAGCUUGUGCUUUAGAUAAGGAUAUCAAUGAUUUUAGCCACGGUGAUCUUACAGAAAUUGGUCAGAGAGGGAUAAACCUGAGUGGAGGACAAAAACAAAGGAUUCAACUAGCUAGAGCAGUCUACAACGAUGCUGAUAUCUAUCUCCUUGAUGAUCCUUUCAGUUCCGUUGAUGCACAUACAGCUGCAAUACUAUUCAAUGAUUGUGUCAUGACUGCUUUAAGAGAGAAAACAGUCGUUUUAGUUACUCAUCAAGUGGAGUUUCUCUCAGAAGUUGAUACAAUCUUGGUAAUGGAGGGUGGAAAAGUUAUUCAAUCGGGUAGUUAUGAGAGUCUCCUAACAGCAGGAACAGCCUUUGAACUACUUGUGAGUGCUCAUAAAGAUACAAUUACUGAGCUGAAUCAAGAUAAUGAACAUAAAAGAGGUUCUGAAAAUGAAGUUUUGUCUAAGAAUCAAAGUGAGGGAGAGAUUUCUAGUAUCAAGGAUCCAAUUGGUACACAACUUACACAAGAGGAAGAAAAAGUGAUUGGUAAUGUUGGAUGGAAGCCAUUCUGGGAUUAUAUUCAUUAUUCCAAAGGGACAUUCAUGUUAUGUUUCAUCGUGUUAGCACAUUCUGCUUUCAUGACUUUUCAAACUGCAUCAACCUUUUGGCUUGCUAUAGCCAUCGAAAUUCCAAAAGUAAAUAAUGCCACCUUGAUUGGAGUUUAUACAUUAGUUUGUUUUGCUAGUGCUGCUUUUGUAUAUGUAAGGUCUUACUUGACUGCACUUCUUGGAUUAAAAGCUUCUACUGCUUUCUUCUCAAGAUUCACUACAGCUAUCUUCAAUGCCCCAAUGCUUUUCUUUGAUUCAACUCCUGUCGGAAGGAUUUUAACUAGAGCUUCAUCAGAUUUGAGUAUUUUGGACUUUGAUAUACCUUAUUCCAUCACCUUUGUAGCAGGUGUAGCACUUGAAAUUUUGGUUAUAAUUUGUAUAAUGGUUUCAGUCACAUGGCAAGUUCUCAUUGUUGCUGUUCCUGCAAUGGUUGCAUCAGUAUACAUUCAGGAAUAUUAUCAAGCUACUGCAAGGGAACUAAUACGGAUCAACGGAACAACCAAAGCUCCAGUCAUGAAUUUUGCAUCUGAGACAUCACUUGGAGUGGUUACUGUAAGAGCAUUCAAAAUGGUAGACACAUUUUUCAAAAACUACUUAACACUUGUAGACACAGAUGCUUCGUUGUUCUUUCACUCCAAUGCGGCAAUGGAAUGGGUAGUUUUAAGGAUUGAAGCACUUCAAAAUUUGACUGUCGUCACCGCAUCUUUGUUGCUUAUUCUACUUCCUCAUGGUUAUAUAUCCCCAGGCCUUGUGGGACUGUCUCUUUCUUAUGCUUUUACCUUGACAUCAGCCCAGAUAUUUUGGAGUAGAUGGUAUUCCAACUUAUCAAACUAUACUAUAUCUGUUGAAAGAAUCAAACAAUUCAUUCAUAUACCAGUUGAGCCUCCUGCCAUUGUGGAAAAUAACCGGCCUCCAUCAUCAUGGCCUUCCAAGGGAAGGAUUGAUCUUCAAGACGUGGAGAUCAGAUAUCGUCCUAAUGCUCCAUUAGUUCUUAAAGGAAUCACUUGUACAUUUAAAGAAGGGAGUAGGGUAGGAGUUGUCGGAAGGACUGGAAGUGGAAAAAGUACACUGAUUAGUGCUUUGUUUCGCUUAGUUGAGCCAUCAAGAGGUGAUAUUCUCAUAGAUGGGAUGAACAUUUGCUCAAUGGGGUUGAAGGAUUUGAGAAUGAAGCUAAGCAUAAUCCCUCAAGACCCAACCCUUUUCAAGGGCAGCAUUAGGACAAACCUGGACCCUCUUGGCCUGUACUCAGACGAUGAUAUCUGGAAGGCUAUAGAGAAAUGCCAGCUUAAGGAAACAAUCAGCAAACUACCAAGUCUCUUGGACUCUUCUGUGAGUGAUGAAGGAGGAAAUUGGAGCUUAGGACAACGCCAAUUGUUUUGUCUUGGAAGAGUUCUACUCAAGAGAAACAAAAUUCUUGUUCUGGAUGAAGCUACUGCCUCCAUUGACUCUGCUACAGAUGCCAUUUUGCAAAGAGUAAUCAGACAGGAAUUUGAAGAAUGUACAGUUAUAACUGUGGCUCACAGAGUUCCAACUGUAAUAGACAGUGACAUGGUUAUGGUUUUAUCUUAUGGGAAACUGAUGGAAUACGAUGAGCCUUCAAAGCUAAUGGAUACAAACUCUUCAUUCUCUAAGUUGGUGGCUGAAUAUUGGUCCAGUUGCAAGAAGAAUUCAUUUCCAGAUAUUAGAGGACAACAACAAUAA